This is a messenger RNA of Torulaspora globosa, 561 nucleotides long. RefSeq names its product flavohemoglobin (gene YHB1). Lineage: Eukaryota; Fungi; Ascomycota; Saccharomycetes; Saccharomycetales; Saccharomycetaceae. The transcript has a single exon. The coding region runs from base 1 to 561 and encodes 186 amino acids. The record is from RefSeq and is a predicted model, not a curated record. Gene Ontology annotation, biological process: nitric oxide catabolic process; cellular response to nitrosative stress. Gene Ontology annotation, molecular function: heme binding; nitric oxide dioxygenase [NAD(P)H] activity; oxygen binding. Gene Ontology annotation, cellular component: intracellular anatomical structure.
AUGCUAUCUGUCCAAACUCGUGCGAUCGUAAAGGCCACCGUGCCGGUCUUAGAGAAGCAGGGUACCGCAAUUACGAAAGUUUUCUACAAGAAUAUGUUGAAUGAGCACAAACAGCUGCUGAAUAUCUUCAACAGAGUUAAUCAGGCCAAGGGUGCUCAACCCACUGCAUUGGCAACAACUGUCCAUGCAGCUGCAAAACACCUAAGUGUUCUGCUGCCUCAUGUUGAACAAAUCGGACAUAAACAUAGAGCUUUACAGAUCAAACCCGAGCAUUACCCCAUAGCUGGCGAAUACUUGCUGACGGCUAUUAAGGAAAUGCUUGGUGCGACCGCCCCUCCUGAUAUUCUCGGUGCUUGGAGAGAAGCGUACGGUGCUAUCGCGGACAUUUUCAUCUCUGUUGAGAAUCGCAUGUAUAAGGAGGCAGCCUGGGCUGGUUGGAAACCAUUCGAAGCUGUUGCUCGCGAGCGAGUUGCUUCCGACACUGAGGAAUUUACUGUCAAGGCAAAGCCUGAGUCCGGGAUCGAUCUAUCGAAAUGUCUGUCGUCGCUGGUCAGUACCUGA